Messenger RNA from Rana temporaria (common frog), 1521 nucleotides. RefSeq names its product RNA binding motif protein 34 (gene RBM34). Gene Ontology annotation, molecular function: RNA binding. The transcript is spliced from 12 exons. The coding region runs from base 160 to 1395 and encodes 411 amino acids. NCBI's taxonomy places the organism in Eukaryota, Metazoa, Chordata, Amphibia, Anura, Ranidae. The record is from RefSeq and is a predicted model, not a curated record.
CAGCAUGGGUGGACAGGGACUGUCCUGUUGUCUGCUGUUAAUAAAGUUUGUUGAUGAAUAGAAGUCCGGAUCCCGGAAGUUGUAUAGGAGAGCCGCACAUGGGAGGUUUAUUUAAACGGUAUUGAAAACAUCUGAAACCUGUGUGACCGCCUGAAGAAAAUGACCAAAGAGCAGAAAGAACCGAAAAGUAAACCGAAGAAGGUGAAGGUGAAAAAGCCGAAAAGAGAGGCGGAGUCAGUGGAUGAAACUAAAAGCCUGGAAGUGGCCCCCGGAGCCGAGAGUUAUGUUGCUGGAGAAAUUGCAGGCAGCUUGUUCUCCAAGAAAUCUACCCAGAGUUCCUCAACCCUGUCCUCCCUCUUCGAUACCAAGGUCUCCACUGUACAGCCGCUAUAUGUUCCUGUUGUGCUGACAAAAACAAAAAGAAAACUUCCUGAAACAGAAGACACAAAAGAGAAAACAGCAUCGGCCUCUCAUCCGACGCUGGAGAAAGAAACUAAAAAGCCUAAGAAGGAGUUGACCGUAGCAGAAAAGAAACUAGCAAACAGGGAAAGCUCUCUGGCAAAUGCAGACGAAGAUGAAAUAGCAAAGGCUCAAGCGAAGAAGGGCAAGAAGAGCACAGACGACGAGGAGCUGCCCCUGUACAUCAAGAGGAGACAAAUCAAGUCGGAAGAGAAGGUGAAAAACAAGAGAACCAUCUUUAUCGGGAACCUGCCUGUGUCCUGCACUAAACAGAUGCUGAAGGCUUGCUUUAAGGACUUUGGCGAGAUUGAAUCCAUGAGGUUCCGCUCCUUGGCUCGGGCUGAUGCCUCCCUCUCCAAAAAAGUUGCAACUAUCCAACGGAAAAUACAUCCUAAAAGGAAAAACAUUAAUGCUUAUGUGCUUUUCAAAGAACAAGAAAGUGCAACUAAAGCUCUUGUAAGGAACGGUACAGAGAUCAGCAAUGGAUUCCACAUCAGAGUGGAUCUUGCCUCAAAGAGCUCUACGCAUGACAACAAGAAAUCCGCCUUUGUAGGAAAUCUUCCAUAUGAUGUGGAAGAAGAAGCUCUCAGGGGCCACUUUUCUGACUGUGGAGACAUAGAAGCCAUUCGUAUCAUCAGAGACCAGAAGACUGGGAUUGGUAAAGGCUUUGGUUAUGUGUUAUUUCAGGGUACAGAUGCUGUGCAAUUGGCUCUGAAGUUAAACAAUUCAGACCUAAUGGGGAGAAAAAUCAGAGUAAAGCGCUGCCUGCCCGGGGGAGCACAAAGCACGCAGAAGGACGCGGCGAGCUUCAAACCCAAGACGCAAUCACAGAAACCAGGAAAAUUAAAGAAGAAGAUGAGCUUUGUGGGUGAAACUGCCGAUGCCACAAAGAGUAAAAAUAAGAAGCCCAAAACAAAGAAGAAAAAAAUGAAGUGAUUGAGCAUGCUCCACUAGUACAGUCUGAUAUUUUAGGAGACAUUACCUUCAAUGGGCAAGGAUGCAAAGUGACAAUGUCUUUGCAAAGGGGCCUCCUGACCUACAGAUACUUACCUCAUCACUGUU